Drosophila willistoni is the source of this 3417-nucleotide messenger RNA. RefSeq names its product zinc finger protein 271. NCBI's taxonomy places the organism in Eukaryota, Metazoa, Arthropoda, Insecta, Diptera, Drosophilidae. Bases 155 to 2974 code for a protein of 939 amino acids. Gene Ontology annotation, cellular component: nucleus. The transcript has 5 exons. The record is from RefSeq and is a predicted model, not a curated record. Gene Ontology annotation, molecular function: zinc ion binding.
UAUACAUAUAUUCCGUGUGAAAAGUUUUUGCAGUUUUGUUUUGGUAUCAAAAGAUCCUUUUAACUUUGCUGCCUGGACGCAAUAAAAUGGAACAUAGUGCAGAUAUGACAAGUGGGGACAACUAAUAGAUAAAUCUGUCUAUUUAAAAUAAAGGAUGACAAGGAUUUGCCGUGUCUGCGCUGGCCCUGAUGGGCGAUUUUGGAUGGAGACUCCUGUUGAGAAAUAUGCAGGAAAAACUUUCAGUCAAUUGCUGUUCGAUUUGACCAAAAUAGAGAUCACUGCUGCCCAGAUGGAGAAGGUAACGUCCUGGAUAUGCCGCAAUUGUGCCCAUAAAUUGCAGCAUUCGUAUGAUUUUGUCUCCAAGGCUAAGAGAACACACGAGAUGUGGUUGGAAAAAAUGGCCGAUGAUCCUAUCUGUUUACGUGAGACUCCCAUACAUUUAAUGGAGAUUGAAGGGGUAACCAUUAAAAUGGAAGAUGUGGAACCAACUGUACCUACAGCAGUUCCAUGCUCUGUUCCCGAUCCUCUAGUGCGUAUAGGCGUUGAAAAGCGUUGCACAUCUGAUUUAAGCGAGAACGACGAUGAUGCAGAUGAUCAUGAAGACGAUGAUGAUGAUGAGGAUGAUGUUCCGCUAAAGCAGAGAUCUGACUGGAGCAAGUCUCAGGCUUUUGCCAAUUUGAAGAAGCAUAAAUGUAAUCAAUGUAGUAAAGCCUUUAAAUAUAUCACAAAUCUCUACCGACACAAGCGAACGGUACACAUUACCGAUAAGGAUGUUAAGAAAAGUGUAAAGAAAUUAGCAAUAAAUCAAGAGGAAGUAAAUGAAAACGAGGAUGACAACUAUUAUAAAUGCGAUCAGUGUGAUAACUCCUACAAGUAUGUUAUGCUUCUAGUCCAGCACAAGCAAAAAGUUCAUGGAGUCCAUCAAAUGCCCUCAAGUCGAGGGCAAAGGGCAGCCCCACAGCAGAGACCCAAACUGAAUACUGAUAUGCUGGUGCAUAGUCUUCUCAAAGCAGUGGAAAUCUCAGAUGAAGAUGGCAGUUCCAGUUCGGAUAAUUACUACAAAUGCGAUCAAUGUAACAAAUCCUAUAAAUAUAUUGUUAGUCUCAUCAAGCACAAGCAUAAGGAACAUACAGAAAACUCUAGAGAUUCGGACGACGGCGAUGAUCAAAUUCAGGCCUCCACAUCCAACUCUGGUAGCAUCGGUGGUCCUUUAAAGACUUCUCGUAUCAAUAGGCGUGUUCAGGACUUUGACCCCCUUCGUUGUCAACCGAAUGGUUCUAAGGAGAUAAAAUGCAUGAUCUGUUUACGUCGUUUUGCCAAACUGGGUGAACUGCGCUAUCAUCUGAAAUACCACCCACAUGAUUUUGAUUUUGAUGCUCACGGCGAGCCUAUUGAACGAAUAGCUGAGGGUUUCUUCAAGACAGCCGUUGAAUCCACAGCAGAGGGUCUAAAGCGACGCAUUUUUAAGGAUCUUAAUAUGGGAUUGUAUGGUCGUUACUAUUCCAUUACCAACGAGGCACGCUAUGAGUUGAGUCUAGAUAGCUCCGAUACAGAUAGCGAUGGAGGUGAUGCCGAUGCCCAGGUGAUCAUACGGCGCAGUUAUGCUUGUGAAUUGUGUAAUACCUCCAACCAGACGGCAGUUUGGCCUCGCAAAUAUCAGCUUCAUGAUCAUCAUAGGCAAUGUCACACGUGGCUGGAGGCUCCCCAUGUCUGUCAGCGUUGCGACUCGCGUUUCUUGAGCGAAAAACUUCUAGAACAUCACACUAGUCAGCUCUGUAAUAAUACCUUGAAACGUUAUCAAUGCGACAAAUGUCCCCAGCGUUUCUUUUGGCGUAAGAAUUUGCGCUCUCACUUGGUGGAUCAUAAAGAUAAGCAAGAAAAUUAUCCCUGCGAUCAAUGUCAACGUAGUUUUCAGGACAAAAGUUCUGUGACAAGGCAUAAAUUAAUGAUGCAUGCAGAUGGAAAGAGUCAACUUAUAGCUUGCCGUUGGUGCACUCGGGUCUUCUACCGACCAGCACUGCUUCAUAAGCAUCUCCAACGCCAUGGUUUCAGUGGGCAAGACUUACCCUUGGCUGAAACAUUGUUGGCCGAUGCAGCCAAACCCUUAGGGCCGAAGAACAUUCAAUGCAAAAUCUGUGACCUUAGAUUUAUUACGAUUGCAGACUUGCGUGGUCACAUGCGCAUGUUGGAGCACGAUACUCAGAUUUGCAGUUAUAUGAUCAGUACUGAAGCUGGAUUUGAACUGCAACUGGAUGAUACAGAUGAUAGCGACGAUGAUGAUGGUCAUACAAGAAGAUCCUACACAUGUGAUCUCUGUCAUAUGAAAUUCCCACGCAGACGUGAAAUGAGUGAGCAUCAAUACUCGUUACAUACGUUUGAUAAACUGCCACAUACAUGCGAUAAAUGUAUAUACAAAACUGUAGAUAAGCUCAUGUUGAAACAUCAUCAACUGACUCAAUGCCAAAAUGAAGAGAAGAAAUUUAUUUGCACGCAUUGCGGUUACCGAUUCAUGUGGCAAGAGAACCUCGAUAAGCACUUGUCCAGCCAGCAUCCGAAACAAAAAACUAGCAGCUACGAUCAACAGACGCCAAGUUCUUCUAUGCGUCGAAAAAGACGCUUCAGAUACCAAUGUCCGCACUGUUGGCGCUCCUUUGUUGUUCAGCCCAGCUUGGAUAAGCACAUUCGAGACAUGCAUGUGGCUAAAAAGAAUCCGGGCAAGAAAUAUCUCUGUUCUCUCUGCGGACUGGAAUCCCUUACACCCAAUAAAUUAAAUAUUCAUAUGCGUCGCCAUAUGGGGGAAAAACCCUUCAAAUGUGAUCUCUGUGAUAUGAGUUUUACGGUUCAUUAUGAACUGAAAGUGCACAGAAGAAAGCACACAGGCGAACGUCCUUAUAAAUGUACAUUCUGUGACAAACAUUUCGCUCGGCCCGAUAAACUGAGACGUCAUGUCUACAUGCACAGCGAUAAGCGUUAGGCAACUGAGAGGAAGAUUGCCAAUUUUGUGGCUCCUUGUAUGUCUUCAAGUUUAACUUCUCCAACGGUUAUCACUUCAGUUUUAUAUUCAUGCUAUGAGUAUGCACAUAUAGCAUUAAAUUUACCUAAUGUAUGACAAAUGCAUAUGAAAUGACAUCAUUCCCAGCCAGAGAGUGAGAGAGCAAAACAGAGAGACAGCGAGCUUUUAAUACUACUUACAUGAAAGGGUAUACACGGCUCAGGGUUAACCCCCUGUCUUAUGUAUACAAGAUUGAAAUUCUCUCUUUUUAAGGUUUAAGUGAGUUUAAAUGCAUUUUUCCAUUUCUAGGCAUGGAAAUAAAGUGUAAAGUAAGGCAUUAAGAAUAUUUAGAACAUAUUAAUAUUUUAAAUGAAUCAUUAAAAUAAGAUAUAAAGAAUAUUAUUCUUUAAUAAAUCCUUAAAAUA